Molecule: messenger RNA, 2072 nt
Organism: Linum trigynum
Lineage: Eukaryota; Viridiplantae; Streptophyta; Magnoliopsida; Malpighiales; Linaceae
Source: the annotation of a GenBank genome assembly
GGUUCGCGGCUGCUGAGGGAGUAUAACGUAAAUUAGCCCACUUUCCGUUGCUUCAUUUUUGGUCUCCACUGCUCCUCCUACUGUUAGUUACUUUCUCUUCUGGCGUUUUCCCCUUUCCCCAUCCCAUCAUCGUUCAUAACGUUAAAACUUCCCUUUCAUUCCCUUCCCUCAUCCGCCAGAGAAAAAUAAGAGACUACACUCCGCUCGCCGAGAGAAUUCCAUCACUUUCCCGUGGAAGAAAAAGGGAGGAAAUUGGGUCGUGGGGGUGAAGAAAAGAGAAUGGAUCUCUGGGGAGCGCUGCAAGUGAAGAACGCCACUCGGAGCCCUCUCCUUGCCGGGUAUUAUUCGAUUCCUUCCGAGCGAUUGAGUUGCUGGGCCCGAGAGAAGAAAACGAUUGGGUUUCUGGAGAUCAGGGUUUUCAACCGCAAGCUCUGCUCCCACUCGUUGAUUGUCAGGGCUAAGGCGAAGAAGAACAACAACGACAGCGAUGACAAUUCCUCUUCAUCUUCUUCUUCGUCGCCUUCUCCUUUCGAAAAUGGUGAUAGAUCUCGCCCUGAUGGAGAUGUGUCGAAAGGGAAAAAAUCCUAUGAUGGCAGCAAAACGAACAAUAGUUCUUCCCAGAAGCCAAUUCGGGGGAAUCUGGACUGGAGAGAAUUCAGGGCUAGUUUGGUUGCUCAAGAGCAGGCACACAAGUCAGAGACCGAGACUCACAGCAGCCAGAGCGGGCCAUUCCAAGAGCCGAAACCUCUUGCCCCAAAGUGGGCUCACCCUUUAUCAAUCCCUGAGAAUGGUUGUGUCCUUGUUGCCACGGAGAAACUCGAUGGAGUUCGUACAUUCGAAAGAACUGUUGUCCUCCUCCUAAGAGCUGGUACCAGCCAUCCACAGGAAGGACCGUUUGGUGUUAUCAUCAAUCGCCCACUCAACAAAAAGAUUAGGCAUAUGCAGCCAAACAAUAAUGAGCUGGCGACCACAUUCUCAGAUUGUUUUGUGCAUUUCGGCGGGCCCCUUGACGCGAGCAUGUUCUUGUUGAAAACAGGAGAGAAUAAGACCAAGCUUCCCGGGUUUGAAGAAGUGGUUCCCGGUUUGUGUUUUGGUGCUAGAAACAGCUUAGAUGAUGCUGCAGCACUUGUGAAGAAAGGAGUACUGAAGCCUCAGGACUUCCGGUUCUUUGCCGGUUAUGCCGGUUGGCAGCUGGAUCAGUUGAGGGAGGAGAUUGAGUCUGACUAUUGGUACGUCGCUUCUUGCAGCUCAAAUCUCAUCUGUGGAGGAUCAUCCAUGAUGGAGUCUGGCAAUCUGUGGGAAGAGAUUUUGCAGCUUAUGGGUGAUGAUUACUCGGAGGUGAGCCGGAAGCCUAAGCAAGACAUGUAAGUUCAUUGGGAACACGAUGGGUAUGGGUCUGAAUGAAAAUAUGGAUGUGGUAUUAAUGGAGUCAAAUGUACAGAAACUCACUGUGCCUAGAUAGCCUUGUUUUUAGCUUGUUUUCUCUUUCCUUGGCUUUGGUCUCAGUUGAGUGGUAUUAAUGGAGUCAAAUGUAAGAACUUGGCAGUUGCUGUUUUAUAUAUGUAACAGGAUGGUUGCGUUGCCUUAAUGUUAGGGUGAAAAAAUGGAAAUAAACCCAGUAAAGCCCUCCUGAUAAAUUAACCUCUUUGGUGGGUUCAUUAACUUAGCUGUCUGCAUUUGUUGCUGCAAUCUCAUAAGACGUCUCUGUUCCCUUUGGAAUCACUACAGCAGGGAACUUAAUAGUUAAGGUUUGGUUUGGAUAGUUGGACUACGAGGAUGGAUAUAUUGGUAUCGUCGUUUAGGUUGAUGAUUUCGAGAUCUGAUCACUCAUCAGUAUGUGAGAUUCUAUACAAUGCCUGUCUAUAAACUGUGGUACACUAUCUGUCUGUCACUAUGAUUCCUCUUCCAAACGACCCUUAGAGAUUUCUUUAUGAACUGCACAAGGAUAAGGUCAAAAUCUUUGGGAACAAAUAGCAGAUCACAUCAAUAAAGUCCUAUAAAAUAUACCAAAGUAUCACUCUUUAAGUUGGGAUCCUACUGUUCAGUUAUCAUCAUAAAAUAGCUAAUAGUCA